UACGCAACCAAUCCAAUUCAAAGGAAAGGCAGAUGGUCUGACAGGACUCACUACUGCCUGGGCCACCACCACCACCGUCCACCGCUAACCACACACCACAUAACCCAACUCCAACUUCUCCUCCUCUUACAGUCUUCUGUUGUUCUCUCUCUCAGGACAGAAACCAAACCACAAAUGUCAUCUGCUUCCACCGAGGCUUCCACCACCAACCCCGUCAAUGGUGGAAGAGAAACCUACUGGUGUCACGAAUGUGACAUGAGUGUUACUCUUGUUCCUUCCCCCAACCUCCUCUGCCCUCACUGCCACCAUGAUUUCCUUGAGCUCAUGGACCGUCCUUCACCCACCGCAGAGUACAGUGAUCUCAUCGAAUUCCACCGUCUAAUUCACCAGUUCUCUGAACCCACCACUUCCACCAACUCGAAUGCUGCUUCCAGGAUCUCUGUGGAAUCGCUCCCUACUAUUACUAUCACGCCUUCCCUCAUCGGCGAGGUAGACGACGGCCUUAUGUUCUGUGCCAUCUGUAAAGACCAAUUCGUUAUAGACUCCGUUGGAAAGGAGCUUCCUUGCAAGCAUAUCUACCAUCCUGAUUGCAUACUCCCUUGGCUCUCGUCUCACAACUCAUGUCCUCUCUGCCGAUUCAAGUUCCCCGUCGAGCAACGUCAACCUGAGAUUGAUGAUUUGUUUAGAGAUUCGGACCCUGACUACAUGCGUUUUCUAGGAUCUCUGGGUGGAUUUGAGUGGGAGAUGUUGGCCAGGAGGGACGGGUUGGCCAACCCCAACUGGGUUUGCCCUGAUUUGUUGCGAUUCGUGGGGCGUUCUACAACCGUCGAUGGAAGGAUUGGUCGGAAUUGGACGGACCAUGAGGAUGCGGCGUAAUGCUGCCGCCGAUGCAGUGUUUUGUCCAGCUCCCUUCCUACUGCAUUGAUGUAUCCCAACAAUUUGACUAGGUAAGGCAUGGCAAAAUGCUUCUCAAGGACUUUUUGAGAUAUAAUUUGUCUAAUGAAGUGUAAAUUCACAGCAGAUGAUGAUGGUGUUACCAAUCUGAUAACCUAUUGUUUUGUGUGUCAUUAUUCAUCAUGAUCUCUCUACACUGUAUCCGAAUAAUCUGUAAACUAUAUAUAUAUAUCAGCUGGAUUUUGGUUGAAUCACCAGAGGAUUAUUAAGCUUCC
Tripterygium wilfordii is the source of this 1169-nucleotide messenger RNA. RefSeq names its product RING-H2 finger protein ATL43. Gene Ontology annotation, molecular function: ubiquitin protein ligase activity. Bases 175 to 876 code for a protein of 233 amino acids. The transcript is spliced from 3 exons. NCBI's taxonomy places the organism in Eukaryota, Viridiplantae, Streptophyta, Magnoliopsida, Celastrales, Celastraceae. Gene Ontology annotation, biological process: protein ubiquitination. The record is from RefSeq and is a predicted model, not a curated record. Gene Ontology annotation, cellular component: cytoplasm.